AUGUACCACAGAGCAGAGCACAGAGCAGAACACAGAGCAGAGCACAGAGCAGAACACAGAGCACAGAGCAGAGCACAGAGCAGAACACAGAGCAGAGCACAGCACAGAGCAGAGCACAGAGCAGAACACAGCAGAACACAGAGCAGAGCACAGAGCAGAACAGAGCAGAACACAGAGCAGAGCACAGAGCAGAGCAGAGCACAGAGCAGAGCACAGAGCAGAACACAGAGCAGAACACAGCAGAACACAGAGCAGAGCACAGAGCAGAACACAGCAGAACACAGAGCAGAGCACAGAGCAGAACACAGCAGAACACAGAGCAGAGCACAGAGCAGAACAGAGCAGAACACAGAGCAGAGCACAGAGCAGAGCACAGAGCAGAACACAGAGCACAGCACAGAGCAGAGCACAGAGCAGAACACAGAGCAGAACACAGCAGAACACAGAGCAGAGCACAGAGCAGAACACAGCAGAACACAGAGCAGAACACAGAGCAGAACACAGCAGAACACAGAGCAGAGCACAGAGCAGAACACAGCAGAACACAGAGCAGGUGUGUUUGUAGAGCACAGUUCAUAG
This is a messenger RNA of Knipowitschia caucasica, 579 nucleotides long. Lineage: Eukaryota; Metazoa; Chordata; Actinopteri; Gobiiformes; Gobiidae. The record is from the annotation of a GenBank genome assembly.